Williopsis jadinii is the source of this 1635-nucleotide messenger RNA. Its product is annotated as nucleobase:cation symporter-2 family protein. The record is from RefSeq and is a predicted model, not a curated record. Gene Ontology annotation, cellular component: fungal-type vacuole; membrane. The coding region runs from base 61 to 1584 and encodes 507 amino acids. Gene Ontology annotation, biological process: xanthine transport; transmembrane transport. NCBI's taxonomy places the organism in Eukaryota, Fungi, Ascomycota, Saccharomycetes, Phaffomycetales, Wickerhamomycetaceae. Gene Ontology annotation, molecular function: xanthine transmembrane transporter activity. The transcript has a single exon.
AAGAUUCCAUUCAUUACGCAUAAUACCAGGGAACAACCGUUCUUUGGUUUGGACUCAGAGAUGCCGAUUGUACUGGGUAUGAUCUUAGGGUUCCAACACUCGCUGUCCAUGCUGGCUGGUAUCAUCACUCCUCCAAUCAUCAUCUCAUCUGCUGCUAAUUUGAGCAGUGCCGACUCUCAAUACUUGGUGUCUGCAUCAUUAUUAGUUAGUGGUAUUUUGUCCUCUAUUCAAAUCACAAGAUUCCACAUCUAUGGAACAAAGUACUACAUCGGUACUGGGUUGUUAUCUGUCGUUGGUACUUCUUUUGCUACAAUUACCAUCGUCAAUGGUGCUUUCCCAAUGAUGUACGCCAACGGUGAAUGUCCUGUUGCUGAAGACGGAACUAAGUUGGCAUGUCCACAAGGAUAUGGUGCCAUCUUGGGUACUGGUGCGUGCUGUGCGCUGUUAGAAAUAGCUCUCUCUUUCAUCCCUCCAAAGGCGUUGCAGAAAAUUUUCCCUUCCAUUGUGACUGGUCCUGUUGUCUUGCUUAUCGGUGUUAAGUUGAUCCAAUCCGGUGUCACCAACUGGCUCGGUGGUUCAAACUGUACUGAUUACUGUCCUUAUGAAGGUGCUCCUAUGGCUGGUCAUUUCGGAAAUGCCAGAUUCUUUGGUUUGGGUUUCUUGGUUUAUUUCACGAUUCUCCUCUGUGAGAAGUGGGGCUCUCCAAUCAUGAAGUCAUGUGCUGUGAUUAUGGGUCUUUUAGUCGGUUGUAUCGUUGCUGCCGCAUGUGGUUACUUCAGUCCAGAUGAUAUCGAAGCUGCACCAGCUGCAACCUUUAUCUGGGUUCACACAUUCAAGUUAUCGGUUUACGGUCCUGCAGUGCUUCCAAUGCUUGCAACUUACAUAGUGUUGAUGAUGGAAGCCAUUGGUGAUAUCACAGCCACCUGUGAUGUUUCCCGUUUGGAAGUUGAAGGUGAUUUGUACGAUUCCCGUAUCCAAGGUGGUGUUCUUGCUGAUGGUUUCAACGGUGUUUUAGCUUGUCUUUGUACUAUCACUCCAGUGUCUACAUUUGCCCAAAAUAACGGUGUCAUCUCCAUCACAAAGUGUGCUAACAGAACAGUUGGUUACUGGUGUUGCUUCUUCCUCAUCGUCAUGGGUAUCUUCUCCAAGUUUGCUGCAGCUUUGACCUCUAUUCCAAACCCUGUCCUUGGUGGUAUGACCACUUUCUUGUUCACAUCUGUUUCCGUUGCCGGUUUGGCUAUUAUCUCUAGAAACGAGUUCACAAGAAGAGACCGUUUCGUUCUUACAGCUACUUUGGUGUUUGGUUUCGGUUCCACAAUGGUUAAGGGCUGGUUCUCAUACAUCUUCACAUACACUGGUUCUAACAACGCUCUUAAGGGUUUCUUCAACGCCAUCGUUCUUGUCAUGGAGACUGGUUAUGCCAUUGCCGGUAUUCUUGGUGUCUUCCUCAACUUGGUCUUCCCACAAGAAGAAGUUGAUGUCAAGUACAUCGAAGCCGAGGAGGAAAUUAACGAGACUGGAUCUGCUUCUUCUCAGAGUAAGACCACCCACUACGAGGAGAGAAAGGGUGAUGAAGUUAUGUAGUCAUAUUGUUUGGCAAUCGUCUUUGGUAUUUUUGCAUCUUGAUUCUUUUAU